Messenger RNA from Schizosaccharomyces octosporus yFS286, 801 nucleotides. RefSeq lists its product as uncharacterized. The record is from RefSeq and is a predicted model, not a curated record. The transcript has 5 exons. The coding region runs from base 1 to 801 and encodes 266 amino acids. NCBI's taxonomy places the organism in Eukaryota, Fungi, Ascomycota, Schizosaccharomycetes, Schizosaccharomycetales, Schizosaccharomycetaceae.
AUGAAGAAUAAAUACACUCCUGUUUCAGACUCUGACGAGUCUUUCAAAACACUCAUUGAUGAAAAGGCAGACAUCCAUUCUUCAGAGGGUACUCCCCCUCCGUAUUCAGCUUCAAACAAAUUUAUCGAUUUAGAAAUGGCUGACGGACACGUUCAGAAUUCUGCCCAAGAAUCUGUUGAUAACACUAGGUCGGACCCUUCAGCGAACAAAGAAUGUUGGAAAACCUUUGCCGCAGGCAUAAUGACUAUUAUAACGAUUUUAUAUAAUCUUGUUUUUCUAGCCAUAAUUUUUGGUUACAAGGUUUCUCCAUAUUCAAGAGCUUUUUAUGGGCUUGCUGGCGUUUCUAUUGGAUCUAUUUUUAUUUUCCUAUUAACGAUUCUUGUAACGUAUCCAGAAUGGUACAGGCAAGCUGGGUUCAAUAUGUGUGUUUCAGCAUUAUAUGUGUGUUUUCUCAAUGUCCCCGGUUUCGCCAUGUAUUAUACUGCAAAGAAGAUAAUACAAUUUGAAAAGAUAAAUAAUCUUUUUCUCUACGUUGUUUGCUUUGUUGAUUUUGUCUUGUUUCUUUUUAUUUCGAUGAAUCCAAUUGCCCGUGAACGACUUAGAUUAUUAGUCAUUGAUAUAGGCAACGGCGCAAAUGCCAUAGGUAACGGCGCAAUUGGCAUAGGAAACGGUGCAAAUGCCAUAGGAAAUGGCAUAGGAAAUGCUGUGAAUCAUGUUUUUGGAAGAAAUCAAGGAGAUGAAGUACCUCAGAACGAAGAAAUCGAACUUCAACCUCUUGCUGAGCAAAGUGGUGAAGUUUGA